Messenger RNA from Lacerta agilis (Sand lizard), 2934 nucleotides. RefSeq names its product zinc finger protein 2-like. Gene Ontology annotation, molecular function: DNA-binding transcription activator activity, RNA polymerase II-specific; RNA polymerase II cis-regulatory region sequence-specific DNA binding. Lineage: Eukaryota; Metazoa; Chordata; Lepidosauria; Squamata; Lacertidae. Bases 82 to 2733 code for a protein of 883 amino acids. Gene Ontology annotation, cellular component: nucleus. The transcript is spliced from 5 exons. The record is from RefSeq and is a predicted model, not a curated record. Gene Ontology annotation, biological process: regulation of transcription by RNA polymerase II.
UCCCCCGCCCCUUUCUGGAUUUGGGGGGAUUUAACACCGUUUUGCAGAAAUUUAGGAUUUGCAAGAUUCGCAGAGGCUGCAAUGCAAAGGCUGCAAGGAGCGGCCUUUUCUCUUCCUGAACCUGACAUGCUCUCUCGACUUGACCCUGGAGAAGACCCAUGGGUUCCAGAUCUUUCCGCCAAAAAGGAAAAGGAGAUCCCGCUGGACGGUGGAGAGGAGUUUCCUGAUGUGAUCAUAAAGGUGGAACAGGAAGAGGAGCAAUCGGAACAGGGAGCGAAUCCACUGAACUCCUCUCUCCAGGAAAGAGAAACGGUAGCCUCAGGGUUUUCUGCUGUGAUAAUCAAGAAGGAAGAAGACGACGAGCUUUGGGUAGUGUAUCACCAGGGCUCCGAGGAAAACGAAACAUCCCCACGUGCCCACUCAGAAGAGGGCAAUGGAAAAAGGUGCACGGAGGAGAAAGAGAAUAAAUGCUCAGACUGCGGGAAAAGCUUCACGCAGAGGUCUAGUCUCGUCCGACACGAGAAGACGCACACGGGGGAGAAGCCCUACGAAUGUGCAGAGUGCGGGAGGAGCUUCAGCCAGAGGUCGAUCCUGACCAGACACGAGAGGACUCACACGGGAGAGAAGCCGUACAAAUGCUCAGAGUGCGGGAAGAAUUUCCGCCACAAGUCGGCCCUUCUCAGGCACGAGAAGAUGGAGGCCGGGGAGAGGCCGUACGAAUGCUCUCACUGCGGAAAGGGCUUCAUUCAGAGGUCCAACUUCCUCAUCCAUGAGAGAAUCCACACCGGCGAGAAACCGUACCUGUGCUCGGACUGUGGGAAAAGCUUCGUCCAGAGGUGGCACCUGCUCGUCCACGAGAUGACGCAUAAGCCCGAGGAGCCCUAUCAGUGCGCAAAGUGCGGGAAGAGAUUCAACCACAGCCUCAACCUUGUCGUCCACGAAAGGAGCCACGUGGGGGAGAAAGUGUACCCGUGCCCAGACUGCGAGAAGAGCUUCACGCAGAGGUCGAGCCUCGUGCGGCACAAGAAGACGCACACCGGGGAGAAGCCGCACAGGUGUGCAGAGUGCGGGAGGAGCUUCAGCCAGAGGUCGAUCCUGACCAGGCACGAGAGGACCCACACGGGAGAGAAGCCGUACAAAUGCUCAGAGUGCGGGAAGAAUUUCCGCCACAAGUCGGCCCUUCUCAGGCACGAGAAGAUGGAGGCCGGGGAGAGGCCGUACAAGUGCUCGCACUGCGGAAAGGGCUUCAUUCAGCGGUCCAACUUCCUCAUCCAUGAGAGGACCCACACGGGCGAGAAGCCAUACAAAUGCGCCGAGUGCGGGAAAGGCUUCGUUCAGAGGUCGCACCUUCACGCCCACGAGAUAAUGCACAAGGAAGAGGAGCCCUUUCAGUGCUCAAAGUGCGGGAAGAGGUUCAGCCACAGCUUGAGCCUCGUCAUCCACGAAAGGAGCCACACGGGAGAGAAACCGUACCCAUGCUCUGCCUGUGGGAAAAGCUUCGUUGACAAAUCGAGCCUUGUCAGACACGAGAGGGCCCAUCGAGGAGAGAAGCCAUACGCGUGCUCCGACUGCGGGAAAAGAUUCAGCUAUAGGUCUGCCCUCCUCAGGCACAAGAAAACCCAAGCGGGUGGGAAGCCAUAUUGGUUUUCGGCCUGUGGCAAAAGCGUCAUUCAGAAAUUGAAGCGCCUUGCGCACGAGAGAACUCACAGUGGAGAGAGCCUGUACAAGUGUGCUUACUGUGGCCGGGCCUACAACUUAAAGUACAAGCUCCUCAUCCACGAGAGAGCCCACACCAGGAAGAAACCUUACCAGUGUUUGGAGUGCAAGAAGAGCUUCGGCCAGAGAUCCCACUUCAUUGUGCACCAGAGGACCCACACGGGGGAAAAGCCCCACAAGUGCUCCGAUUGCGGGAGGUGCUUCAGUGACGGGCGCAACCUCGUGAAGCACAAGAAGACCCACACGGGAGAGAAACCUUACCGGUGCCGCGUCUGCAGGAAAAGCUUCACAAACAAGUCGAGCCUCGUUGUGCACGAGAGGACUCACACCGGAGAAAAACCAUACGGAUGCUCGGGUUGCGGGAAAGGCUUCACCAGCAAAUCGAGCUUGAUUAAGCACGAGAGAACUCACACGGGGGAGAAGCCGCAUGCCUGCCCGGAUUGUGGGAAAAGCUUCGUUCAGAGGUCGAACCUCCUCAGGCACGAGAGGACCCACAAAGGGGAGAAAACGAAUCCGUCCUCAGACGGCGGGGAAAGUUCCGGCGGUGACUCGGCCCUGACUAGAUACGUAGGGGCCCAGGCGGAAGAGAAACCCUAUAAAUGCUCCGAGUGCGGGAAAAGCUUCCACGAGAGACGGAACCUCGUUGUGCACGAGAGGACGCACACGGGGGAGAGGCCGUAUAAGUGCGCUCACUGCGGGAAAACCUUCACCAACAAAACGACCCUCGCGGUCCACAAGAGAACUCACACGGGGGAAAAGCCGUACAGGUGCCCCAGCUGUGGGAAAAGCUUCCCUUACAAGUCGAGCCUGAUCAAACACGAGAGGACCCACACGGGAGAGAAGCCCUACAAGUGCACCAGCUGCGGGAAAGGGUUCAACCAGAGCGCCAACUUGCUCGCGCACGAGAGGACCCAUACAGGAGAGAAGCCAUUCAAAUGCUCGGACUGCGGGAAAAGUUUCGGCGACCGGUCGAAUCUGAUCAGGCACCAGAAAAGUCACACCGGAGAGCAACUCUAGAAAGAUUCGUGCUUUGGUAGGGUAGGAAGAAACCUCACAGCGGAUAUUUCCUGCUAGGCCUCAUAGGGAACACGCAGGAUAUACCACGACAGGCUCUAUCUUCACUUUGGGUCAUGUGAUAGAGCUUUUUCUGGGCUGUACAAUUUUACACUGCUGUGGGGUGUUCAAAUAGUUGAAUGUUCCCUAAUUUGGGGGCAGGGG